UUUCUCUUCUCUGUCAACAUAGCUGAGAUUGAGAGAUCAAGCACAAGUUGUGUGAGGAUUGUGCUUAUUGGAAAAACUGGAAAUGGGAAAAGUGCCACAGGAAACACUAUACUCAAAAGAAAGGCAUUUAAAUCUCAAGCCAGUUUUAAAUCUGUAACAUUCUCGUGUCAGAAGGAAGAGGGGUUUGUUAAUGGACAUCCAGUCACUGUUGUUGAUACUCCGGGUCUUUUUGACACACAACUCCCUACAGAGGAUGUUAAGCAAGAGAUACUGAAGUGCAUCAGUCUCCUCUCUCCAGGACCUCAUGUGUUCCUGCUGGUGCUUAGAAUUGGAAGAUUCACUGGUGAAGAAAAAGAAACUCUGAACCUGAUCAAGGAAACUUUUGGGAAGAAUGCUGGAAUGUUUAGCAUCAUAAUAUUCACCCAUGGUGAUCAGCUGCAAGAUCAGUCAAUUGAGAGCUGUCUGGAAGAUACAGAUCCACAUAUGAAGAAGCUGAUCAGAGAUUGUGGAGGAAGAUAUCUUGUGAUUGACAACACAAAACAAGGUGAUUCUAAUCAAAUCAUUGACUUGCUGGAAAGAAUCAACAGUAUGGUUGAAAAGAAUGGAGGAGGAUGUUACACCAAUGAGAUGUUUCAGGAAGCAGAAGCUGCCAUAAAACUGGAAAUGGAACGAAUAUUACAGGAGAAGAAAGAAGAGAUGGAACGAGAGAACAAAUGUUUACGUGACAAACAUGAGAUAGAGAUGGCAGAGAUGAAGAGGAGAAUAGCAGAACAAAGAGAGCAAAUGGAAAGAGAGAGAAAGGUAAAGGAGGAAGAACUCACACUCAAGGAAGAGUUCUUGCAAAAUGAACUUAAAAGACGAGAUGAACAAGAAGAGAGGGAGAAGAGAGAAAGACAAGAAGAGGAAGAGCAGAGAAAAAAUGAAGAGGAGAGGAAACAGGAGGAAUGGAACAGAAAACAACAAGAAUUAGAAGAAAAACGGAUAAAAUUGGAGAAAGAGCAACAGAAGAGAGAUCAGGAAUAUAGAGAGCAGUAUGAAAGAGAGAAGAGAGAACUGGAGGAACUUCAUAAAAUGAGACUUAAGAGAAAACAUGAGGAAGGAUACCAGAUGAGACUUAAAGAGGAGAGGAGUGAAUGGGAGCUGAAAGAAAAGAAAAUGAUUGAAGAAUUUGAAGAAGAAAAAAUGAAAAGAGAAGAAAAGGAGAAGGAGAGGACUGAAAAAGAGCUUAAAGAAAGAAAGAAAAUAGAGAGAGAGUAUGAGAACAGCAAAAUAGAGAUGAGAAAACAAAAAGAAGAAUGGGAAAAAUCAUGGAAGGAGGAAUGGGAUAAAAGAGUGAAAGAGGAGAAGGCAAGGAGAGAGGAAGAGAGAGAGAAACUGAGAAAGCUCGAAGAAGCAUUUGAACGAGAGCGUAAAGAGGAGGAGGAGAAGAGAAAGAGAGAAGAUAAAGCCAGACGAGAACAGGAAGAGAGAGAACGAAAAGAAAUGGAGGAAGAACAUGAAAGAAAAUUAAAAGAAAUGAAAAGAAAGUAUGAAGAUGAGGCCAGAAAACAUGCAGAAGAAUUCAAUGAAUUCAGAGAGAAAUAUGAGAAAGACUUUCUUACUCUGAUGUUUAAACAUGAUUCAGAGAUGCAGGAGCUCAAGCUAAAGCAUGAAAAAGCAUGUUAUGAGCAUGAAAACCAGUACAGCGUAUUGAGCGAACUCUCAAAGCAAAAAGAGAAAAAUCUGAAUGAAAAAAUGAAAGAAAUGGGAGAGAGACAUCAAAAAGAGGUUGAUGAGCUGAAUAAGAAGUAUGAGGAUAAAUGUGUUUUACUGUAGGAUAUCCUUACUUGAUUUAUGCCCUGACAUGAAUAAGGUUAGAAUAAGGUUAUAUGCUUCUCAGAGACACAAUAGCUGCUUCUUUUUAUUGUAAAUAUAUAUAUAUAUAUAUAUAUAUAUAUAUAUAUAUAUAUAUGUAUGUAUAUAUAUAUAUUGGCAGAACAAAAUUGGUCAUUAAAAUGCUGUUGGUCUGAAUAUCUGUUGUUGAUCAGAACAAAAGCAUUCUUUAAACACUUUCCAAUAAGGAUAGGUAAGCUGAUUUUUAUUAUUUUAUUUUAAUAUUUUAUUUGAGGAUUUUAUAAUAUCAUCUAAAAAAUACAGCAUUCUGAAAAAGAUUUAAUUUUCUACUGAAUAUUAUCUUGCCAUUAAUGUAUAGAACGGAUGCUAGCAGUCUGUUUAAAGUCAUGCUCAUUAAAAGUACUGUCCUCUUUCUGUCACUCUAAUAGUUAUCAGAAUAUUUGCAUUCAUUAUGGUGCACUUUGCCGUGGUUAUGUAAUAUGCAAUUUUAAAUACCGCUAUUUAAUAAUUGUUUGCGUUUUUUCAAUAAACAUUUACCUUCUUAAAAUACUUUUUGUGUGUUUGGUUUUUUGCAUACAUUGUAAGGACCAAAUUUCCCCACAAGGAUAGUAAAACCUGACAUUUCUGUCCCAGCGAGGGAAAUAAAAUAUUAAAUUCACUAUCUGAAGCAUC
Molecule: messenger RNA, 2505 nt
Organism: Labeo rohita (rohu)
Lineage: Eukaryota; Metazoa; Chordata; Actinopteri; Cypriniformes; Cyprinidae
Exons: 1
Molecular function (GO): GTP binding
Source: RefSeq, a predicted model, not a curated record